This is a messenger RNA of Jatropha curcas, 2367 nucleotides long. Its product is annotated as monocopper oxidase-like protein SKU5. NCBI's taxonomy places the organism in Eukaryota, Viridiplantae, Streptophyta, Magnoliopsida, Malpighiales, Euphorbiaceae. Gene Ontology annotation, cellular component: plasma membrane. Gene Ontology annotation, molecular function: copper ion binding; oxidoreductase activity. The record is from RefSeq and is a predicted model, not a curated record.
CUGGUGACCGACAAAAAAAGGCUUGGGGAUCUGUCAUCCAAGUGCUCUCUUUUAAACUUUAUAGUACUCAAUUUCUUGACUCGGCCCCAAAAACCCACUAAGACUAUUACUACUAGCUCUACAUGCUAAGGUGAAAUAGAGCCGUUUUCUCUUUCUCCCUCCAACUUUAGAGGCUCUAGUUUCUUCCUUUCCUUCCCCUUCCUUUUCUCCCUAUCUGAUGAUGUAAAACACAACAGAAAAGAUAACCAAAAAUUGGGUUCUGAGUUCUUGUUUUGCUAAAACACUUGAAAGGGUCUAAAAGAUUAUGGCUUUCUUUAGUAGCUCCUUUGCUUUGUUUUUUAUCCACAUUUACUUGUUUUUCAACUUGUGUUUAGCUGAAGAUCCUUUUGUUACCUAUAAUUUUGAGGUCUCUUAUAUCACUGCUUCUCCUCUUGGUGUGCCCCAGCAGGUUAUUGCUAUAAAUGACAAGUUUCCUGGUCCUACUAUCAAUGUAACCACCAACAACAAUGUGGUUGUCAACGUUAGAAACAAAUUGGAUGAGAAUCUUCUCAUGCAUUGGUCUGGAGUUCAACAAAGGAGAAGUUCAUGGCAAGAUGGACUUCCUGGAACUAACUGUCCAAUUCCUCCUAAGUGGAACUGGACUUAUCAGUUUCAAGUUAAGGAUCAGAUUGGGAGUUUCUUUUACUUCCCUUCUCUCUACAUGCAGAGAGCUUCUGGUGGAUUUGGUAGCUUUAUUAUAAAUAACCGGCCUAUUAUUCCAAUUCCUUUUGAUACUCCAUAUGGCGACAUUGUCAUUUUGAUUGGCGAUUGGUACAAAAGGAACCAUACGGCUUUGAGAAAAACCCUUGAUGCAGGGAAAGCUCUUGGGAUGCCAGAUGGAGUUCUUAUUAAUGGCAAAGGCCCUUACCAAUAUAACACCACACUUGUUCCUGACGGCAUCGACUAUGAAACUGUUGAAGUCCAUCCAGGGAAAACCUAUCGACUUCGUGUACACAAUGUUGGAACAUCAACUAGUUUGAAUUUCAGGAUCCAGAACCAUAACCUUCUUUUAGCAGAGUCAGAGGGAUCAUAUACCGUUCAACAGAAUUAUACUAGCUUAGAUAUUCAUGUAGGACAAUCCUAUUCGUUCUUGGUGACCAUGGAUCAGAAUGCAAGUUCUGAUUACUACAUUGUAGCUAGCGCAAGGUUUGUGAAUGAAUCACAGUGGAAAAGAGUUACUGGAGUUGCAAUCUUGCACUAUACAAAUUCCAAAGGAAAGGCGAAGGGCCCCCUACCAGAUGCACCAAAUGAUGAGUUCGACAAAACCUUUUCAAUGAACCAGGCAAGAUCUAUCAGAUGGAACGUUUCUGCAAGCGGUGCACGUCCCAACCCUCAAGGUUCAUUUAGAUAUGGAACAAUUAAUGUGACUGAAAUUUACGUGUUAAAAAAUAAGCCACCAGUGACGAUUAAUGGGAAAAAACGGACAACUCUUAGUGGGAUAUCAUUUGUAAAUCCUUCGACUCCAAUCAGGCUUGCAGAUCAAUUCAAAGUGAAAGGAGUAUAUAAGCUUGAUUUCCCCACUAAGCCACUUGAAGGACCACCUAAAAUGGAAACAUCUGUAAUUAAUGGAACAUACAGAGGAUUUAUGGAAGUCAUUCUGCAGAACAAUGAUACGAAGAUGCAGAGCUAUCACAUGAGUGGAUAUGCAUUUUUUGUUGUUGGGAUGGAUUAUGGUGAAUGGACAGAGAACAGCAGGGGUACCUAUAACAAAUGGGAUGGCAUAGCACGCUCCACAGUACAGGUUUAUCCUGGAGCGUGGACAGCAAUUUUGGUAUCACUAGACAAUGUUGGAGUCUGGAACCUCAGGACAGAAAACCUUGACUCAUGGUACCUUGGCCAAGAAACGUAUGUCAGAGUUGUGAAUCCAGAAAAGACUAACAAAACUGAGUUGCCCAUUCCAGACAAUGCUCUCUUUUGUGGUGCUCUUAGCAAAAUGCAGAAGCCACAAGAUAUCUCUUCUUUUGCUGCAUCAAUGAUGGGCGAUAGAACAAAGCAUUUCUUCACAUUGCUGAUGAUUGCCUGUGCUGUGAUGUUCAUUUUCAGCUGAUUGUUUUGCUCUGGGAAAGACUUGCUGUCUGUCUUGCACGUUCGAGCCUUUCUUCUUAGUGCGGUUUGUGGUUGUGACUUCUGAGUGCUUAGGUUUGUAGUCUAGUCCUGUUGAUAAGAAUUUUAAGUGAUUUUGACAUAUGUUCUUAAAUCUUCUUCCACAGUCCUUGUUCAAUUUAUUGGGAUCGUCAUUCUUUUAAUACCUGUAAUUUAUUAUGUGCUGAUGACAAUUAAUCAAAUUUUUAAUACAAUUAGCAUCCCGUAUAUGCUUUCUGCUUUCAA